AAACCUUAAUCUGAUUUUCUCUUUCCAAAAAAAUAAAAUUACAUAUUGCCACAAGGGGAGACCUUAGAACACAGACAAUUGACGUUAAUUAUUGUUAUUAGGAUGGAAUCUGUGUUCCUGAUGAUGAUGUUAAUCUUAGUGACGUCAGGUGGGGCGCUUGGAACGACGACGUACAACGUUGGGGAUAAUGCCGGUUGGAUUAUACCUUCUAAUGGCGCCACCACUUAUUCCGAUUGGGCAAAAAACCUCAAAUUCUCUGUUGGAGAUGUCUUGGUCUUCAAAUUUACCACCGGAGCACACACGGUGGCGAGCGUGAAAACCAAGAAAGAUUACGACUCAUGCACCGCCGGAAACCCGCUUCUGCUCGAAUCUAACGGUCCGGCAACCGUCACGCUCAAUUCCACCGGCGAGCACUACUUCAUCUGCACACUCCACUGCACCUUAGGUCAAAAGUUAACGGUCAACGUCAGCUCCGCCGUCAAGGGGUCGCCGCCGUCUUCCCCGCCGAAGAGCAGCCCGGCCCCGGGUUCUAAUCCAUCGUCGCCGUCACCGCCGUCUUCCCCGCCAAAGAGCAGCCCGGCCCCGGGUUCUAAUUCAUCAUCUCCGUCGCCGGCGGCGGCAGGAACCACCCCGUCUCCGAGUUCCAAUCCGGCAUCGCCGCCGCCGCCGUCCAGCGCAACUCGUGCAACCAUAUUUUCGAGUGUACUAUUUUUACCGUUUUUGCUAGCGGCAUUGUAUUAAAACGUUUUGUUUGAACGGAGGAGCAUCGUAGGGCCCAUUCUUGUUUUAGUACCGUUGAUGUGUGGUGUUUCUAAGCUAUUGUGUGGAAUUCAUAACUUUGUACUAUUUGAUUGAAUUGAAUAAAACCCUUGUUUGCACAAUUGCAUUGUUUGUCUCUUUCUUUGUUACUUUCAUUCAAGUUUUGUGUGUGUAUAUAUUCAAUGUUUAUAUACACAUUUAGAGCCCUUUUGGUGAACACAUAAAGUAUAAAUUCUAAU
This is a messenger RNA of Cuscuta campestris, 998 nucleotides long. NCBI's taxonomy places the organism in Eukaryota, Viridiplantae, Streptophyta, Magnoliopsida, Solanales, Convolvulaceae. The record is from the annotation of a GenBank genome assembly.